AUGGCAGGAAUCAUGCUUAGUGCAGUUAAGACAGACAGAGCAGUUGAGCAUAUGCCGUGAUACAAGACAACGCUGAGCAACGUGCAGCUGAACCUGAUUAUUCCUGGCUCAGUACUGAGAGAAAACCUGCAGAGGACAGCAAAUACUGGAAAUAUUCUGACAAAGAUAUCAGGUGUUUCUUAUGGACUGGUGACAAACUGCUGGAGACUGAAACUCUCCUUUCAAAAUCUUAAACAAGAUGCCUGUGAUGAAGGGCUUACUUGCUCCACAAAAUACCUUUUUGGACAGCAUUGCAAACCACUUUGAUGGAAGUCACAGUAACUUCCUUCUGGGAAAUGCUCAAGGUUGCCAUGAUUAUCGCAUCGUCUAUUGUUCUGAUGGGUUUUGCGAGCUGACCGGCUUUGUUCGGACUGAGGUAAUGCAGAAAACCUGCACCUGCAGCUUCCUUCAUGGGGCUGAGACCAGUGAUAGUGUGAUGGAGCAGGUGCACAAAGCUCUGGAGGGCCAGCAGGAGUAUCAAGGAGAGAUCUGCUUUUACAGGAAAAAUGGAAAUCAGUUUUGGUGUCUCCUGGAUAUUGUCCCAAUUAAAAACGAGAAAAGUGAGGUGGUGCUGUUUCUGCUGUCCUUUAAAGAUGUCAGCGAAUCAUAUGGGAAAAGCCAUCACUACGUCCAUGAAGAUGAGGCCACCAAAGAAAACCGAAAAAGCAGCCGAUCGUAUUUUAUUAGAGCUCAGAAAAGGGGGAGGACUGUUCUGCACCGCCUGAAUAACCUGGUUACAAAGAGAAGCAAGAGGAAACUGACUAAUAGCAUGUUCCAGAAACCCUCCCUGCCCGAGUACAAAGUGGCCUCUGUGAAGAAAUCACGUUUCAUCCUGCUGCAUUACAGCCUCGUCAAGGCCAUGUGGGACUGGCUGAUCCUGCUGGCGACGUUCUACGUUGCCGUCACCGUACCUUUCAACGUCUGCUUUGUCAGCCACAGCGAGGGCGGCGAUCAUCUUUCACUGGUCACUCGCAGCACCACGUGGAGCGACAUAGCGGUGGAGAUGCUCUUCAUAGCUGAUAUUAUCCUGAAUUUCCGCACCACAUACGUGAGCCAGUCGGGUCAGGUAGUGUACGAUGCCCGGUCCAUCUGUCUGCAUUACUUCACUACCUGGUUCUUUGUGGAUCUGAUUGCAGCAUUGCCGUUUGACCUUCUCUAUGCGUUCAACAUCUCAGUGACCUCCCUGGUGCACCUUCUGAAGACGGUGCGUCUGCUGCGCUUGCUGCGCCUCCUGCAGAAACUGGAUCGUUACUCCCAGUACAGCGCGAUGGUCCUCACGCUGCUCAUGUCUGUGUUUGCCCUCCUGGCUCACUGGAUGGCCUGCAUCUGGUAUGUCAUUGGACGCAAGGAGAUAGAGAGCAGUGAUCCUGUUACCUGGGACAUAGGGUGGCUUCAGGAGUUGGGGAAGCGUCUGGAGACGCCAUACGUCAACGGCACCAUGGGUGGACCCUCAAUUCCCAGCGCCUACAUCGCCUCCCUGUACUUCACCCUCAGUAGCCUCACCAGCGUCGGUUUUGGCAAUGUUUGUGCCAACACAGAUGCCGAGAAGAUCUUCUCCAUCUGCAUCAUGCUGAUUGGUGCCCUGAUGCACGCAGUGGUCUUUGGCAAUGUGACGGCCAUUAUUCAGCGCAUGUACUCACGGCGCUCACUCUACCACACCCGCAUGAAGGACCUCAAGGACUUCAACCGUGUGCAUCGACUCCCUCAGCAGCUGAAGCAGAGGAUGCUGGAAUACUUUCAAGCCACCUGGUCGGUCAACAAUGGCAUAAACGUAAAUGAGCUGUUGCAUGACUUCCCGGACGAACUGCGAGCAGACAUCGCCAUGCAUCUGAACAAAGACAUCCUGCAGCUGCCUGUGUUUGAGAGAGCCAGCAGAGGGUGUCUGCGUUCGCUCUCCCUGCACAUCAAGACUUCCUUCUGCGCACCAGGGGAGUACCUCAUCCGCCAUGGAGAUGCCCUGCAUGCUAAUUAUUUUGUCUGCUCCGGUUCUCUUGAAGUCUUGAAAGACGGUAUGGUCCAAGCUAUUCUGGGCAAAGGUGACCUGAUAGGGGCCAACCUGCCAGAACAUGAUCAGGUGAUCAAGACAAAUGCGGACGUGAAGGCGCUCACCUAUUGUGACUUGCAGUACAUCAGUGUCAAGGCUUUGAGAGAGGUCCUCAGGUUGUAUCCAGAGUAUGGCAGUCGCUUCAGCUCUGACAUCCACCACAACCUUACCUACAACUUGAGAGAGGGCAGUGAUUACCAUGCAGUAAGGAGAUUUCCAUUGACUCCGAAGCAAUCUCUGGGCCAUUUCCCUUUGGAUCACAAGCCACCCUACGUCAUCGAGGGAGGUGAUGAAGAACAAGCAAAUGACAUGAAACCUCCGUGGCAGAGCAGAGUACCUCUCCUACAAGGUUCUGGCAGUCUGGUUCAGUGUUCCCGUCUCAGCACUUUAGGGCAGGAGCUCCAACAAUUCCAAGCGCUCCACCCUUGUCGAUCGCCCGCUCCUCAACACCAAGGCUGCGGCCGCCCUCCCGGGUCUUCUGUCGGCGAAGAGCUUUCUCCAUCUCAUUCUCGCAGUCUCCGAAAUGAUUCCGGUUUAAGUCAUCGGCCAUCCAAGUUACUGCUUCCAUCCCUGUCUUGUGUUAGUCCUCUCAACCUGAGUCCCAGGGUCGUGGAUGGAAUUGAGGACAACAGCCACUCAUUUCAGUUUAAUAUAGAGCAGGGGGAUGCAAAGACUAAUGUUUCAGAUGAAUUCCAGGUGAAUGCAAACCUGCUAAUUGAGACAGAAGAAGUGAAACAAAACAUGAGCAAAUUAAAUAAAGAGGUGAACAACUUAAAUGAAGAAGUGUCCAGCCUGACUAAGGAGCUCCAUGGCAUAAUGGAUUUCCUGCAGUCAAACUUGCCCACGCUUCACCACGUCUCUCCUCCUGGGGUGACGAGAUGUAGUGACUGGCAGCCUCGUGUCUCUUUAGAUUCAUCGAGUGAACUACACCUGAGUCAUGAAACGAUUAGCUACCCAGCCAGAAAUGCAUGGGACUGCAGCCGAAUGCCAUCCCACAGCACAGCUCCCUCUUUGCUGCUUUCUUCGAGCUCUGCGUCCACUUGUUCGCACCUACGCUGCUCUGACAGAGAUGGGACAACAGCCGACGGGCUACAGAGCCAGUACGCUCCGUUUCAAACACCCAGAGCCACCCCAGGCUCCCCUUAUAUGAUCCACCCUCAAACCCAUGGAGGUUCAUCCCUCCUGGGCAUUAGCUCAGCUUUUAGUAGCUUUUCUGUGAUUUGUCAGGGCCCCCAGGGUGUCUACAAUACAUCCAGUCCUGAAAAAGAUAACACUAAUCAACUAUGUUCUACAGUAAACUGUGGGCACUCUCCUCCUAAAUUGAAUUUUCUGGCCAACUCACAAAGUCUCGCCAAUCCCCAGACACCAGUUCAUUCUCCGAAUAAUCUCAGCGGACAGCCACAGUUUCACACAGCCUUCAGCUCUCUGACACCCUCAGGAGCCCACACUUCAGUGUCCACAGAGCAUAACAAGAGCCAGCAGAGCUCUACAAGACCAAAUGACCCAGUGGGGUCCAGUCCUGUCCAUCACUCACAGGACCGUGCGUAUUCUUUGCUGGGGCAGCUUUCAAACAGCGAGUGUGGAGGUUCACUCUACUGUGAAAGGACAGAAGAUUGUGGAGCACGUGAAAAUGUAUUGGAAAAAUUACAAUAAUCAAAUCU
Molecule: messenger RNA, 3744 nt
Organism: Fundulus heteroclitus (mummichog)
Lineage: Eukaryota; Metazoa; Chordata; Actinopteri; Cyprinodontiformes; Fundulidae
Gene: kcnh4a
Product: potassium voltage-gated channel, subfamily H (eag-related), member 4a
Biological process (GO): potassium ion transmembrane transport; regulation of membrane potential
Cellular component (GO): membrane
Molecular function (GO): voltage-gated potassium channel activity
Source: RefSeq, a predicted model, not a curated record